CCCAGUUCUUCAAGUUUUCAUUUAUGGCCUAGGCAAGCUAUGCUGUUAUGGAGAAUCAGAGUUUGCAAGGGUUCAUAUCACAUUGAAAGAUAGAUUGACCUGCAAUACUCUCGCAGGAAAACCUUGUUGAUUCGUCUGCAAAGUUCCAGAAAUGGAGGACGAUGCUAAAUUUUUGAAAAGGAGAGUUAAAGGCAGAUCAAUUGAUGUGCAUCCUACAGAAAAUGCCAUUGUCGUUCAUUAUGAACUAGAGGCAACAAUCAUUGAUGGGGUUGGAGAUGCAAUGAUUGGGGAGAGACAGGCAAAGCAAAAAGUAAUACGCUUAAAAAGUUUAAAUCCAAACACAAAUAUUGCUGCUUUGGCAAAUGAAAUAGUUGAAAAAUGCAAAUUGAUACAUCCAAGUAAACUGCCUGAAGUAGAACAGUUGUUGUAUUAUUUGCAAAAGAGAUCAGAAAAGCAGAAGGAUACUUCUAGUGAAGCUUUAGCACCAGCAAAAAAGAAGUCCCAAGAUAUUGAUCCUCUGGACAGCAAUGAAUUUGAUGAAUCUGCAAAUUUAAAUGACAUUGAAGAGUACAUAGAGCUACUUUAUGAAGAUACCCCACAAAAAAUAAAAGGAACUGCUUUCAUUCUUCAACUGGCAAGGAAUCCAGAUAAUUUAGAAGAAAUUGCACAAAAUGAAACCGUUGUAAGUGCAUUGGCCCGAAUAUUGCGAGAAGAAUGGAAAGUCAGCACAGAGUUGACAACAAAUAUUAUUUACACGUUUUUCUGCUUCUCGAGUUUCUCAGAGUUCCACCCUGUAGUCUUAAGCCAAAAGACUGGCGCGAUGUGUAUGACCAUUCUUGACUAUGAACUAAAAAAGUACACACAAUGGACAGAUGAGAUUGAUGCAAAGCGUAAUGCACUUGAGAAAGAUGCAUCCACGAAAAAAGACUACGAAAGAAGCUACAAGAAAUACCAAACCCUACUGCAGAAGCAGGAGCAUCUUUUGAGGGUGACCGUUUAUCUGCUGUUGAAUUUAGGUGAAGAUACGAAGGUUGAAAUCAAAAUGAAAAAUAAGAAGAUUGUCACUCUGCUUAUGGGCUUGCUUGGUCGGGACAACUCUGAGCUCCUCAUUCUUGUCGUAUCGUUUCUUAAGAAAUUGAGCAUUUUCCAGGAAAACAAAAUCGAAAUGGCUGAAAACAACAUAAUCGAGAAGAUAGCAGCUCUUAUACCUCAUGAAAAUGAUGAUCUGCUGAAUAUAACCCUUCGACUGCUGCUAAACUUGACGUUUGACACUGAUCUUAGAGAGAAGGCGGUGAAAAAUGCACUUGUUCCUAAGCUUGUCUCUUUGAUACCUUCAGAGCAUCACUGUAUCGUAGUUUUGUGCAUUCUGUAUCAUAUAAGUCUAGAUGAUCGGUACAAGUCUUUCUUCAGCUAUACGGAUUGCAUCCCAGUGGUUAUGAAAAUGAUUCUUGAAUGCAAGUCAGAUCGUGUGGACAUUGAGCUGAUUGCUCUGUGCAUCAACUUAGCAUCGAAUAAAAGAAAUGCCCAGCUGAUAUGUGAAGGGAAUGGCCUUAGACUUCUAAUGCGUAGAGCUUUGAAGUUCAAGGACCCCUUACUCAUGAAGAUGAUUAGAAACAUUUCACAGCACGAUGGUCCAACCAAAAAGGAUUUCAUGAAUUACAUACCAGAUUUGGCCAACAUAAUAAAGAGCUACGGCGAUGAGGAAUUUGUUAUUGAGUGUGUUGGCAUUCUUGGCAACUUGAACGUUCCAGAUAUGGAUUACUCGGUGAUGCUAAAGGAGUAUGAUCUUCUUGCUUACAUUAAGAGCAAACUUAUCCCAGGUGCUGUUGAAGACGACCUUGUUCUUGAGGUGACAAUUCUUACUGGUACAAUCGCUAGUGACGAAGGCUGUGCUACGAUGCUGGCUAAAUCGGGUAUUAUCCAAGACCUUAUCGAGCUGCUUAGAGCGAAACAAGAAGAUGACGAAGUUGUGCUCCAAGUUGUCUUUGUGUUUUACCAAAUGAUAUUUCACCAGGCAACGAGGAACGUCAUUAUCAAAGAAACGCAGGCGCCAGCCUAUUUGAUUGACUUGAUGCACGAUAAAAACGAAGAAGUCAGAAAGAUCUGCGAUGGAACACUGGAUAUUAUAUCGGAGUGUGACGAAGAAUGGGGAAAGAAAAUCUUGAUCGAGAAAUUCAGAUGGCAUAAUUCACAGUGGCUUGAAAUGGUUGAAAAUCAUGCAGAAGAUGGCGAAGACGACCCGAAUAAUCUUCUUUAUUAUGAUGAUGAAAACCCAUACAACUCAGACAUCCUUGAUAGACCGGACUUGUUCUACGGACAUCCAGAAGACUUGCUUAAUGGUUCAAAUGAUGAUGAUUAUCCGUACCAAUCUUGGGAGGGAGGCAUCGAUCCACGUUAUGAGACUGAGUAUGGUAUGCCUCCGGACCCAUAUGAAAGACCGCGCACGGCGCAUGGAAGGCCAGACGGCGGAAUGUUCUAUGGUGAUAUGAUGAAUGAAGAUGAUGAAGAUACUGAUGAUUAUGAUGUUAGCGAUUUUGGCAAUAACGGACGGGACAUGGGGGGCAUGUAUGGAGUGCGUCCGGAAAAUAGAGGCGUCCCAUAUGGAUAUGGCAGGUACUGAGCAGAGAGAAGAAAGAAUGAAUUUAGAUACUGAGUGCAAGUAAUGUAUUUUUUCCGUAUUCAAAGGGAUACUAUACCCAGUAGCGGCGCCACGGGGGGACUGAAGGAGACACUCCCCCCCCCCCAAGUUCUCAGCAGAAUCGAUUUUGUAUUUCGUCUAAAUUCGAUGAGAAAAUGUUGGGGGAGGGGUAAUAAUUUGACACCGUACUUUUUGUGAUGUAAUCCAAUGAUUUUGAAACUGUCAAUUUUCAAACAAAAGUUAGUCGUAGGCGUUCCUUCGGAUGAAAUUGGCGUUCCCUGUUGAUAAAAGGGCGUUUUCUGGUGGUUAAAAAGGCGUAGCUUGAAUUUUUUGGUUUGUCCCCCCUCAGAGCUUAGUGGCUGGCGCCGCCAUUGAUAUACCGCAUUUAGUGUGUUAUAAAACAAAUAAGCCAUGCUUGUCUGGUUGUAAAUCUGGAAUAAUUGCACGAGCACACUUUAUUGAUAUUAAUAGAGCUCCAGAAUCUGUUUGAUGAUAAAAUUACGUUGUUCAUGAAUGCCAAAUUAAUGCUAUCAGCAUGUUGCAGGAUUUUCGGUCUUUGCGGACAUCCGCAAAAUUUUGAUCUCGUUGCAGAGUAUUUUGUUUGGUUUUCUAAGCGCUGCAGAGUAUGACAGUUUGCAAGACAUUGAGUAUGGAAUGUUUUUAAAAUGUGCAUGUAAGAUGAUAAUUGCCCAUUUUUUACCUCUUGGUUUGAAGUA
Rhopilema esculentum is the source of this 3354-nucleotide messenger RNA. RefSeq names its product kinesin-associated protein 3. Gene Ontology annotation, biological process: microtubule-based movement; cilium organization. Gene Ontology annotation, cellular component: ciliary transition zone; axoneme; kinesin II complex. Gene Ontology annotation, molecular function: kinesin binding. Lineage: Eukaryota; Metazoa; Cnidaria; Scyphozoa; Rhizostomeae; Rhizostomatidae. The record is from RefSeq and is a predicted model, not a curated record.